AUGUUUGGUGACCGGCAGCCUGCUUGGGUUGGAGCCCGCUGGAGUGCGUGGGAGCAACGCUUCGGCUUUUGCCGUGAGUUUGGGUUCUCCGCAAUUGAGACCCCUAGCUGCAGCUGGGACAAGUCGGGCAUCUGUACCAGCUCUCCCCCUCCUCCCGCUGGCCGUGAGUGCGUGCUUUUCACUGGCAGAGCCUCGGUGGAACGCCCCGCCUCCUCUAUAGCCAAGGGAGAAAGCUCCAGGGAGGUCCACUUACAGGACUCGGUGUAG
Messenger RNA from Knipowitschia caucasica, 267 nucleotides. NCBI's taxonomy places the organism in Eukaryota, Metazoa, Chordata, Actinopteri, Gobiiformes, Gobiidae. The record is from the annotation of a GenBank genome assembly.